This is a messenger RNA of Apis florea (little honeybee), 2532 nucleotides long. It is a transcript of the gene MFS10, whose product is annotated as major facilitator superfamily transporter 10. Gene Ontology annotation, biological process: monoatomic anion transport; transmembrane transport. Gene Ontology annotation, molecular function: transmembrane transporter activity. The record is from RefSeq and is a predicted model, not a curated record. Lineage: Eukaryota; Metazoa; Arthropoda; Insecta; Hymenoptera; Apidae. Gene Ontology annotation, cellular component: membrane.
AUGAGUGAGUGCGCAGCAAUUCGCGCCAGCGAUGAUGACAGCAGACGACAAUUUACUUGAUACGCAUCAUAUCACCGUUAAAAUUUUACACAAUUUCUUUAUUAAAUUACAUAUCAUUGUACUAUCAUAUCAUGGUAUAAAUGAAAAAAACAUAAUUAUAUGUAAAUAAAAUAUAUCUUUAAUGGUUAAAAUUCGAUGAAUUCUUUGUGAAAGUGUUAAGUGUUAAAAAAAAAGCGCACAACAUGGAAGUAUUAGAUCCUAGUAUCUCGAGAGAUGAUCAGCCUUUGUGUGUUAAUGAUUCUUUGGAAAAAGUUACUAUACCAGAUAUUCCACCUGAUACAAAAUCAUGUAUAAAAGCAAGGCAUACAUUAGGUUUUUUAGGAUUUCUAGGAUUUGCACUUGUGUAUGCCAUGAGAGUGAAUUUAUCUGUGGCUAUUGUUUCAAUGGUUAAUCAAACAGCAGUGCCACAUGAUGAUGAUAAUGAUACUACAGAUGUUUGUCCUAAAGAAAAACCAAUUAAUGGAACAUUUAUACCAAGUGCAGGAGAAUUUAAUUGGGAUGAAAAAACACAAGGUAUUAUAUUGGGUGCUUUUUUCAUUGGUUAUGUAACUACAAAUGUUCCUGGUGGUAGAAUGGCGGAAAAAUUUGGUGGAAAACUCAUAUAUGGAUUAGGAGUAUUUCUGACUGCUGUAUUGACUGUAAUUAGUCCUUUUGCAGCUUAUAUAGGAUUGAUACCAUUCUUAGCUGUACGAGUAGCAGAAGGAUUUACAGAGGGUGUUACAUUCCCUGCAAUGCAUAGCAUGUUAGCAAUCUGGGUACCUCCUUUAGAAAGAAGCAAAUUUGCUGCUGUAGUAUAUGCAGGUGCAAAUUUUGGAACUGUCAUAUCUUUACCAGUAAGUGGUUGGCUUUGUUCAUUAGAACUUUGGGGUGGAUGGCCUCUUGCAUUUUAUUUAUUUGGAGGGCUUGGUAUUAUAUGGUAUGCAUUUUGGCUAAUUUUUGUGUUUGAUACACCUGCACAACAUACAAAAAUUGAUCCUCUAGAAAGAGCAUACAUUGAAGCUACUGUAGAAAAGAAAGAUGAGGAGACUGAUACAGGAGUUCCUUGGUUAUCAAUAUUUACAUCAUUGCCUAUGUGGGCUAUAGCUAUUACACAAUGUGGACAGUCAUGGGCGUUUUAUACACUUUUAACAGAAUUACCAACAUAUAUGGAUAAAAUUUUGCAUUUCGAUGUACAACAGGAUGCAUUCCUUUCAGCACUGCCUUAUUUAAGUUCUUGGUUAGUCGGUCUCGGUAUUUCAAGUUUCGCAGAUGCUCUCCUUGCCCGUCAGCUUUUAUCUCCUUUAACAUCGUUCAAGUUAUGGAACACAGUGGCUUCAUUAGGACCCAGUCUCAGUUUUAUUGGUGCUAUUUGGGCUGAAUGUGAUCGUAUGAUGGUUAUGAUGAUGCUUGCUGGAUUAGGAUCUCUACAAGGUGCAGUUUAUGCAGGAAAUCAAAUGAAUCAUAUUGCAUUAGCACCUCGAUUUGCGGGAACUCUUUAUGGACUUACAAAUGCUGCUGCAAAUGCUUGUGGAUUUUUAGCUCCAUAUGUUAUUGGAAUGAUUGUUCAGGGACAUGAAACAUUGGCACGUUGGCAUACAGUAUUCUGGUUAGCAGCAGGAAUAAACAUGGCAACUAAUUGUUUUUAUUUAAUUUUUGCAUCUGCCACAGAACAACCAUGGAGUAGAGGUAGUAGUUGAUGACAAAAUUUCGUUACACACGAAAUAUUUAAUAUGGAAAAUAAUUUACCAUUGGAUCGAAUUGCGCUUAGUUCAUUUUAGUUAAUUUUUGUAAUAUUGACCGCUUCUGUCAUUUAGGCACAAAGUUUUUUUUUUAAUUUCAAGUUUGAUAUAUUAAUAAUUUCUUAUUGAAUGAAAUAUUUCAAUCAAUGAGUUAUUAUAUUAUUUUGACAAAAUAAUACAUACAAUUACAUUAGCUAAAUUAGUAAUUAGUAAAAAUUUAUUUGCAUCAGUAUUAAAUAUUAUAUUAAUGAAGUUCAAAUAUUGAACUUUGUGUAUCAUUCCAAUGAAACUGUUCACAUGACAAUAUGACUUUUAAAGUUUUUAUUUUUGAUUUUUAAUUAAUAUAAUAAUAACUAGGUUUAAAAAAAGAUGAAUAUAAUCUAAAAUUUAUUUCUAAUUUAGAAAUAAUUUAAUUAUUUUAAUCUUAUCAAAAAAUAUAAAUUAUCAAAAUAUUUUUUAUAUUUAUAAAAUGAAAAAUAUUGAAGAGUCUAUAUUCUUGUUUAUAUAUAUAAGAAUUUUAUAUGUAUAUAAAAGCAAUCAUUCAUUUAAAAUGAUUGAUAUAGAGAAUAUAUGAUAGAGAACAAGAUUUAAUAAUUCUUAAAUGGAUAAUUGAAUUUUUAUUUUAUAAUAAAAAAAAUGAUAAAUAUGCACAGCUUUUGUGCAAUCAAAAUGCAAAAUGUAAAUUGUCUUUAUAUUUCUUAUGAUGAUAGUAUAAUAAUAAAAAUGAUUUAUAAAUAAAAAAAUUUAUGAUAAA